GAGUGGCAGGUAGUAUUAGGGACUGCACUUUAUUGUAAGAUAUUCUAGGAUACUUCUAAUGAUGCAAAACUUCAGUGACAAAGAGAAUUUGGAGAAAUUGAAACUGUUUACCUUGGAGUGGCAAAGGUAAAAAGACAUUUGACAGAAGCUUUCAAAAAUCUUGGUUGAUUUGGACAGAGCCGAUAAGGAGGACCUGUUCCAGGUCAUACAGAACUGAGAAGGAGGGCGCACUUUUAAAGCAACUUACAAAACAGGCCAAACCUUUGGUGAGAAAAUAUAGGAGUGUACUGCUUCGAAGUGAGGGGGAAGCACUUUCAACGGAGAUAUCCAACAGACCUUGAGAUGGUUGUUAUAACAGAAAUAAAGCGAAGAGGUAUGGAGAAAAGGCAGGACAAUGAUACUGUGUCAAAAUACUUAUUCAGGGAGCUCGUGUGCCUUACUCCUUCAUGAGGUGAUUCCCGCUUUCUCACAAAAACCAGUAAGAAAUACCGGCGAUACACGGCAGGCUGACCGUACCGGGUGACAGUCCCCUCCAACAAACAAUGGCUGGAUCGCUCGUUCCAGAAUUUUCGGCCUCGAGCCCCUCUGAUGUCACGGCAUGGCCGUUAACGGUUGAAGAAGGCGGCGUCGAGUGACAGUUUUAUAGAGGAAUGAAGGAUUUAGGAGGUGCAAUUUAUUGACACUAGGCUGCGAUUAUUUUUAGACAUAUAGGCUGAAAGGACGAAAGCUUCUCUGAAGCGAGCAUUUGAAUCAUAUUUUGUGUCUUGUCGUCCGACAAACUUUGAAAAAUGAGUCAAGAUGGAAUUUCGCCACAUGUUAGUGGCUCUGUUUUGUUUGACUCACUUGGUUUAUCAUCGGAGAAAAGAUUGGGCAAAAUACGCCGAAGCACUGUCGGAAUGCUGGCCUUGCAAGAGACAAUAAAGGAAAAACAGGCAAGACACAGAGAAGCUAGGGAGAGAAGAAAAUUGAAACUUGAUCAAGCACAUCGAUACCUUAUUGACAUCUUGGCUGAAAGACUGCAGUUGCCGAAAAAUGAAGUUGAGGAAUUUAUUUUGGAUUCCUUAUCUCUUCAACCUUAUGAUGAUUUCUUUUCGAAAGGAGGCAGAAAAUCACUUAUAUAUAUAUACCAAGAAUCUGACCCACCAGGAAUAGACAGUGGACGAAUUAUUGCUGGAGUUUCUAAAGGGAUCAAAAUGAUGAGAUUGUUCCUGGGCAGUUUAUCUGAUGUUCGUUUAAAUGGUCAGUGCUUGUUCUUUGUGCGGUACAAAAAUGAUACUCCUAUCACAGCAAGAAAUAUACACGAGGAAGCAUCCUUUUGUGUCAUGGAUUGCAGUGAUGGAGUACUUUCUGGUGCUGCGACUAUGCUGGAAAAUAUUUUCUUACCAGCCAUUUCUGCAUCUGGUAACUGGGGUGCACUUAACCAGUACGUGCAUGGGGAGAGAGACAAGAAAGCUUUUAAAGAUAUUAUCCGCAGAUACAUCACUUUCUUAAAUGGUACAAAAACAAGUCUGGAAAAAGCUGUUGUGCUGAAGAGUGAGAAACUUGAUCUUAGUUUGCUCCGUUCAUUUGAGCAAGUGAAAGCUGCAGCGUCAAAUCCAGAAAUGAUUUUACAGCUUGAAAAUUUACUUUUGACAUGGCACAAUCAAUUGGAACAGGUGCUGGCACAAAGUAAUCAAGUGAGAAAAGAGGCAGAAAAUUCAGGUCCACUCACAGAACUGGAAUAUUGGAAAUGUAUGUCUGCGAAAUUCAAUUCCAUCAUUGAACAGCUCAGAGGACAACAUUGCAAGGCAGUAAUCAAUGUUUUAAAAGCAAGUCACUCAAAAAUGUUAAAGAUGUGGCAAAAGCUGGAUUCUGAAAUCACUGAUGCAGCUAAUGGGGCAAAGGACAAUGUGAAGUUUCUGCAAGCAUUGGAGAAAGUCUGUGAGCCACUUUACAAUUCUGAUCCAGUGACUAUGACUAAAGGUGUUCCAAAUUUGAUAAAUGCAAUUCAAAUGAUCCACAAUGUGUCAAGAUAUUAUAACACCUCCCAACAAAUGACUGCCCUAUUUAUUAAGGUCACCAACCAAAUGGUUACAGCCUGUAAGGAAUAUAUCACUGAAGAUGGUAAUGCUCGUGUGUGGGACCAGGAUUCUGAACUUAUUAUUCAAAAAAUGGAGGAAUGUAAAAAAUUGUUAGCAGAAUAUCGCAAAUAUUUUCAGAAUACUAAGAAGCAAACAACUGAAACAGUGCGAGAUACUCCAUUUGAUGUGUCAGAAAUGUACAUAUUUGGUAAACUUGAUGUCUUCUGCAAGAGACUAGAAAAGAUCACAGAAAUGGUUGAAACAUCAAAGACAUUUUCUGCAUUGAAGAAUUCUACAAUUGAAGGGAUCGAGAUACUCGCAAUAAAAUACCAGAAUAUCUACUUAAAUCUCAAAAAAAGCAAUUAUGACAUUUUGGAUCCUCGAAAGAAAGAAUUUAAUUCAGAAUAUGCCCUAUUCAUGAAGCAAAUAUUUGAUUUAGAGAACUUACUUGAUGACUUCAUGAGUAGCUGUUUUGCCAAAAUCAUUUCUUCACGGCACGCUUUACAACUUUUACAGAGAUUUCAGAAAUUGAAUAUACAAUCACUUGAGUCAGAAAUUGAAGUUACAGUUGAACGUAUUCUUCAACACUAUUUUGGAGAGUUAAUGACCAUACAAAAGCAUUACCAGGCCUGUAAAGAGAAUCCACCACUUGCGAGAAACAUGCCUCCUGUAGCUGGAAAGAUAUUAUGGGUGCGACAGCUCUUCAGACGUAUAUUUGAACCCAUUGACUACUUCUAUAAAAAUUCUGACAUUCUGAGAAGUCCACAAGGCAUCUCGAUUGUGCAUAUGUACAACAAAAUUGCUUAUGUACUGGUGAAGUUUGAAGUGUUACAUCAUAAGGCAUGGAUCAAAGAAAUUUCAACUGUACAAUAUUGCCUGCAUGCAACUCUUCUGAUACGUGAUCCAGAUACUGGGAAAAUGCAAUCAAACUUCGAUCACAGAAUUAUUGAGCUUAUUCGUGAAGCUAAAUGUAUGAUAAAAAUGGGUCUGGAUGUGCCCGAGAUAGCCAAACGUUUGCUAAAGUGUGAAAAUGCAUUGAAAUCUAAUUAUGAUCUUUUGAAGUCUACACUUCAAUCAUUUGAGAGUGUGUGCCAAGGAAUUCCUUCUGAGUAUGUGGCACUGAUAACACCAAAAAUUAAUAAGAUUGAAUCUGUUCUGAGACAGGGAGCAGCCUCACUGAAUUGGUCAUCAAUAAUACUCGACCAAUUUUUCUCUGAUGUAAGUUCAGCCGUAGAAGAAUUGACUUCAUUGCUCAAGACAAUUACUGAUUUGCGAGACGUGCAUAUUGAUGCUGUAUUGGAUGAAAUAGCCAAAAAAGUUAUCAUCAAUUUACCUGAGGAUCAUUCGUUAACUUUGGAAGAAAUGCUUAGAUUCAAUGAGACUUGCUGUGAAGAAUGGGCAGAAACUUUGGCCCCAAAAAGUAAAUAUCUUGAAAAAACUGUGGACAAACUGGUGGAAAUAUUUCAAGAAAUAAGGAAGGAGAGGAUCAAAUAUGAAGGUAGGCUAGCCAAAUCCAUUGUUAAGGAACGUAGACGAGUUGGAUUUUCAGGGGAUAGUGAAGAUGAAUCUGAAUCUUUAGUGAUCCACAGCCCUGUUAAAAUAGAUGUUCAGCUGAUCAAGAAAAGUGAGGAGUUUGAAAAGGAUGUUAAAGAUCUUUACGCAUAUUUUAGCCAUCAUUUCAUUGAUGCAUUAGUGAAAUGUACAUCACUGUCACUAGAUACACUGAAAAGAAGAAUAUUCAAAGGGACCUUUGGCUACUCAAGCAGUUUUGAGGAAUUUGCUCCCUUUUUGAAGGCUGAAGUGCUCUUGGCAAUUCCAAAUGUGGUUAUGGUACCAAAUCUGGAUGAUAUUCAGCAUGCAAUUAACAGGACAAUCCAGAUGGUUUUAGAUGUGAGCCGUAAGGUGCUACAUUGGAGAAGACAGAGAGUGAGGAAGCAAAGAUCUUCACCAGCAGCUUUGCAACCUCCUUUCUCAGGCAAACCUUUGGAAAGGGUGCAGAGGAGAUUUACUAAGAUGUUGCCUGCGGAAAACAAAAAUGUAAAAACGUUGAAGAACUUUUAUCACAAUGUAGCAGAACACAAAGAUGUAAACAAAUUAGUCGCAAUACUCUCUGCUUCUGUCAACUCAUUGAGGGAUACCAUCACCAGUUCACUAGAACGUUUUCAAAAAUUUAAGAUGUUAUGGAUAGAAGACAGAGAAACAACAAUUAAGAAUUUCAUGGAUCGCAAUCCCAGUCUGUAUGAAUUCCGAUCAGAAAUAGAGUUCUAUGCUACUUUCCAACAAGAGAUUGAGGAACUACCCUCCAGCAUUACAGUAGAUUUUAUUGAACUGAACACAGAGCCCAUGAGAAUGGCCCUAUUGGUGGAGGUCAAAAGUUGGAUAAUGUCACUUUGUCGGUUCUUGAAUGAACAAUACAAAGCAAAAAUGUCAGCAAUAUCAACAUUUGUCAGUGAACAAAUGAAAAAUCUGGCACGACCUAUUCAGGAUUUGGAUGAUGUUAGGUUUGCAAUGGAGUCAUUAGCAGAAAUACGAAGAAAUGAGAUACAGAUGGAUAUGACUUUAGGACCAAUUGAGGAAGCAUAUACAAUCCUGAAUAAGUAUCAAGUUGAAAUUUCAAAGGAGGAAGCAGAAGGAUCUGACACUCUUAGGUAUUCUUUCAACAAAAUGCAAGUCAAAGCUAGAAAUGUACAGGAUGAAUUGGUCCAAGUCCAGCCCAAAUUUAAGGCUAACCUGCUGGAGUCGGUAGAUGUUUUCCAGAAGGAAGUGCUCAAAUAUGGACGACAAUAUGAAAGGGAAGGCCCAAUGGUUGCAGGUAUUCCACCUGCAGAAGCCAGCACCAGAUUACAGAUCUUUCAGAGUUGGUUUGAUGACUUAUGGCGAAAGUUUGUGACAUACUCUUCUGGAGAGCGUUUAUUUGGAUUGCCAGUUCAAGAUUAUGAAAUACUGCAGAAAAAUAAGAAGGAGCUGGGGUUGCUGCAGAAAUUGUAUGGUUUAUAUGAUGCAGUGAUGACCAAUAUUAGUGCUUACUAUGAUGUGCUGUGGUCUGAGCUAGACAUUGAGAAGAUUAAUGCUGAGCUUUUGGACUUUCAGAACAGGUGCCGCAGGUUACCCAAAGGCUUGAAGGAAUGGCAAGCAUUUCUGGAUUUGAAAAAGAAAAUAGAUGAUUUUAGUGAAUCGUGUCCACUGCUUGAAAUGAUGUCCAGCAAGUCUAUAAAGCAGAGACACUGGGAUCGGAUAUCUGAUGUAACAGGGCAUACAUUUAAUGUGACAUCAGAAACAUUCACACUUAAAAAUGUUAUGGAUGCUCCACUGCUUCAAUUUAAGGAUGAAAUUGAGGAUAUCUGCAUAUCAUCUGUGAAAGAGAAGGAUAUUGAAGCAAAAUUGACGCAGGUGAUGCAGACUUGGGUCGGUCAGACAUUAAGUUUUUCAAUGUUUAAGACUCGAGGAGAACUAUUGUUAAAAGGAACAGAGACAGCAGAAAUCAUAACAACGAUGGAAGAUAGUUUAAUGAUUUUGAACUCCUUACUCAGCAACAGGUAUAACACUUAUUAUAAGAAGGAUAUUCAGCUCUGGGUGCAUAAUCUGACAACAUGCACAACCAUAAUAGAACAGUGGCUUUUAGUUCAAAAUCUGUGGAUUUAUCUUGAGGCUGUCUUUAUUGGAGGAGAUAUUGCUAAACAACUGCCACAGGAAGCAAAACGUUUUCAAAAUGUUGAUAAAUCUUGGAUAAAAAUUAUGCAACGAGCUCAUGAAAUUCCAACAGUGGUUCAGUGCUGUGUGGGAGAUGACACGAUGGGACAGCUUUUACCCCAUUUACAGGAGCAACUGGAGGUUUGCCAGAAAUCCCUAACAGGAUAUUUGGAAAAGAAGAGGUUGCUCUUUCCUCGUUUCUUCUUUGUAUCAGAUCCAACUUUAUUGGAAAUCCUUGGACAAGCCAGUGAUUCUCACACCAUUCAGGCUCAUUUAGCAGGAAUAUUUGAUAAUGUAAAUAAAGUGGCUUUCCAUCCAAAGGAUUAUGAUCGAAUGUUGGCUGUCAUUUCCAGGGAAGGAGAGCAAAUUCAAUUGGACACACCAGUGAUUGCAAAGGGUCCUGUGGAGGUAUGGCUAGGUGACCUACUGCGCGUGCAACAAGCAUCAUUGCAUACUGUGAUUAAAUUAGCAUUCUAUAGCUUCAGCGAACCAGAAUUCCAGUUAAUACCUUUCCUCUAUGAGGCUCCUGGCCAGGUAGGAAUUCUUGCAAUCCAGAUAAUAUGGACACGGGAUUCAGAGGAUGCAAUUAAACUUGCAAAAGACAGUAAAAAGAUUAUGCAAACAACUAAUCAGAAGUUCCUGGAUCUGCUGAAUGCCCUUAUCGGUCAAACAACACACGAUCUGACUAAAUUUCAAAGAGUCCAGUUUGAAACUCUCGUCACCAUUCAUGUUCACCAGAGGGACAUAUUUGAUGAGUUGGUAAAAAUGCAUAUCAGAUCAAUUACUGACUUUGAAUGGCUGAAACAAUGCAGAGUUUAUUUUAGAGAUGAAACACAAGAGAUCAUAGUGGCGAUCACUGAUGUGGAAUUUACAUAUCAAAAUGAAUUUUUGGGAUGCACUGACAGACUUGUUAUUACACCUUUGACAGACAGGUGCUAUAUCACUCUAGCUCAAGCUUUGUGGAUGAAUAUGGGGGCGGCUCCUGCUGGACCUGCUGGUACAGGCAAAACAGAGACUGUGAAGGACAUGGGCAAAGCUCUUGGAAAAUACGUAGUUGUUUUUAAUUGUUCUGAUCAAAUGGAUUUCAGAGGACUCGGCAGAAUCUUCAAAGGUUUGGCACAGUCUGGUUCCUGGGGCUGCUUUGAUGAAUUUAAUAGAAUUGAACUGCCUGUAUUAUCAGUAGCAGCUCAACAGAUUUAUAUUGUUCUUGUGGCAAGGAAAGAAAGAAAACGAAAUUUUAUCUUCACUGAUGGAGAUAAUGUAUCACUGAAUCCAGAGUUUGGCAUUUUUAUCACAAUGAAUCCUGGUUAUGCAGGACGUCAAGAAUUGCCAGAAAAUCUAAAGAUCCAAUUUAGGACAGUAGCAAUGAUGGUGCCAGAUAGACAGAUCAUUAUAAGGGUAAAGCUUGCCAGUGUUGGAUUUUUGGAAAAUAUAUUGCUGGCUCAGAAAUUCUUCGUACUUUACAAACUCUGCGAAGAGCAACUCACUAAGCAGGUUCAUUAUGACUUUGGCUUGAGAAACAUUCUUUCUGUCUUGAGGACUUUGGGAGCUCAGAAGAGAGCAAGGCCGGAAGACAGCGAAUCAACAAUUGUCAUGAGGGUACUGAGAGAUAUGAAUCUGUCUAAACUGGUGGAUGAAGAUGAGCCCCUUUUCCUCAGUCUGAUCAGUGAUCUGUUCCCGGGUAUACAGUUAGAUAGUAGUACCUACGUGGAACUGCAGGCUGCUGUAGCCAAUCAGGUGGAAAUUGCAGGAUUAGUUAAUCACCCACCCUGGAAUCUCAAACUGGUUCAGCUAUACGAAACCGCCAGAGUUCGUCAUGGGCUGAUGACAUUGGGUCCUAGUGGCUCUGGGAAGACUUGUGUAAUUCGUACUCUUAUGCAUUCACUGACUGAAUGUGGAGCUCCUCAUCGGGAAAUGCGCAUGAAUCCUAAGGCUAUCACUGCUCCACAGAUGUUUGGACGACUGGAUCCUGCAACUAAUGACUGGACUGAUGGAAUCUUCUCAACACUUUGGAGGAAAUCUAUCAAGUCAAAAAAAGGUGAGAAUAUCUGGAUAAUCCUGGAUGGCCCAGUGGAUGCUAUCUGGAUAGAAAAUUUAAAUUCUGUACUCGAUGACAACAAGACUUUAACUUUGGCUAAUGGUGACCGGAUUCCCAUGGCUCCUUCCUGCAAACUGCUGUUUGAAGUACACAACAUUGAGAAUGCAUCUCCAGCCACAGUGUCCAGAAUGGGGAUGGUCUACAUUAGCUCUUCUGCUCUUAAUUGGAAACCAAUUUUAAAGGCUUGGUUAAAUAAACGUACUCUUUGGGAAGCUGAAAUUCUGCAAGACUUGUACGACAGAGCCUUUGAAGAUAGUUAUGUCUACAUGAAGUUAAACCUCAAUCCAGUAAUGGAGCUGCUGGAGUGUAACUACAUUGUGCAGUCAAUUACGCUGCUGGAUGGCUUGAUUCCUUCAAGAGAAGAUGGAGGAAUUUCUGAUGCAUUGCAACUUCAACGGCUAUUUGUGUUUGUUCUCAUGUGGAGUAUUGGUGCCUUAUUGGAAUUAGACAGCAGAGCUAAACUUGAGAAAUUCUUACAGAGCCACAACAGCAAACUGGACCUACCAGAUAUUCCUCCAGACAGUGCUGAAUCUAUGUUUGAGUUCCUUGUCAAUCAUCAAGGUGAAUGGGAGAACUGGAAAGUUUGGGUACAAGAAUAUCUGUAUCCAACUGACAGUGAACCAGAUUAUACUUCAAUCCUAGUACCAAAUGUCGACAAUGUUAGGACGAACUUCCUUGUGGACACCAUUGCUAAACAAAAUAAAGCAGUACUGUUGACUGGAGAACAGGGAACUGCAAAAACAGUAAUGAUUAAAGGCUAUCUGAAGAAAUAUGAUCCUGAAGAACAUCUGUCCAAGAGUUUGAAUUUCUCGUCUGCCACAGAACCCUACAUGUUCCAGAGAACUGUUGAAAGUUAUGUAGAAAAACGUGUGGGGAGUACAUACGGGCCACCAAGUGGACGGAAAAUGACAAUAUUUGUUGAUGAUAUCAACAUGCCUGUUAUCAAUGAGUGGGGAGAUCAGAUCACUAAUGAAAUAGUGCGUCAGAUGAUAGAAAUGCAUGGAAUGUACAACUUGGAUAAACCAGGAGACUUCACAAAAAUAGUUGAUGUACAACUAAUGGCUGCAAUGAUUCACCCAGGAGGGGGACGCAAUGAUAUUCCACAGCGGUUAAAGAGGCAGUUCACAGUCUUCAACUGUACACUACCAACUGAUGCUUCAAUUGACAAAAUCUUUGGAAUUAUUGGAAAUGGAUACUUUCACCCAGCAAGACUCUUUACUUCUGAAGUCACUGACAUGAUAACAAAACUUGUUGUCACAAGCAGAGUCCUUUGGCAGUGGACAAAGGUGAAAAUGCUACCCACUCCAGCUAAAUUUCAUUACAUCUUUAAUCUGAGGGACCUAUCUCGCAUCUGGCAAGGAAUGUUGAACAUCAAGUCUGAGGAAUGCUCUGAUCUGGAGACACUCCUGGCUUUGUUCAAACAUGAAUGUACUAGGGUCAUUGCAGACAGAUUUGUAAGUCAAGAAGACAAAGAUUGGUUUGAAAGUGCAAUUGCUCGUGCAAUUGAAAAAGUUGUUGGAAGAGCAGUAGCACAGAAGAUUCAUGAAGAGCCGUACUUUGUUGAUUUCCUUCGGGAAAUGCCAGAUCCAACUGGUGAUGAACCUGAAGAUUUUGUCUUUGUUAUCCCAAAAGUCUAUGAAAUGAUCCCAAGCUAUGAAUUCCUGACUGAAAAGUUGCAAUUUUAUCAGUCUCAACAUAAUGAAAGUGUCCGGUCAGGCUUUUUUGAUCUAGUCUUCUUCAAGGAUACAAUGACGCACUUGAUGAAAAUAUCUCGUAUUAUCCGCAUGGAUUGUGGAAAUGCUUUGCUGGUAGGAGUUGGAGGUUCUGGAAAACAAAGCUUAACAAAGUUGGCAUCAUAUAUUGCUGGAUAUAAAAUAUUUCAGAUCACUUUAACCAGAGCCUACAAUGUUGGCAAUCUAAUGGAUGACUUGAAGAUAUUGUACAGAACAGCUGGGGCAGAAGGCAGAGGAAUCACUUUCAUAUUCACUGAUAAUGACAUCAAGGAGGAGUCCUUUCUUGAGUAUCUCAACAAUGUGCUUUCUUCUGGAGAGGUAUCAAACUUAUUUGCUCGAGAUGAACUUGAUGAGAUUACGCAAUCCCUGAUUGCACCAAUGAAGAAAGAAGCACCUCGCAUUCCUCCUACUUUUGACAAUUUAUAUGACUAUUUUAUUAAUAGAGCUAGAACAAAUCUACAUGUUGUCCUCUGCUUCUCUCCGGUUGGUGAAAAGUUUCGAUCACGUGCACUAAAGUUCCCUGGCCUGAUCUCCGGUUGCACUAUGGAUUGGUUCAGUCGCUGGCCCAGAGAAGCAUUGGUGGCUGUCUCACGCUACUUCCUUUCUGGAUUUUAUAUUGCCUGCUCAGCCGAGGUCAAAACCCAACUGGUAGAAACAAUGGGUCUCUUUCAUGACAGGGUUUAUCAGACAUGUGAAGACUAUUUUCAGAGGUAUCGACGAAGAACACAUAUAACUCCCAAAUCUUACCUUGCCUUCAUAAAUAGCUACAAAUCUGUUUACACAGAGAAACAUGCAAACAUCAAUGAACUAGCAGAACACAUGCAACUGGGUCUCUCCAAGCUUCUAGAAGCAACAGAAUCUGUCGCUGUCCUCGCUCAAGAACUUGCGCAGAAAGAAAAGGAAUUGGCAGUGGCUUCGCGUAAUGCAGAUAAGGUUCUGGGAGAGGUCACAGUGAGUGCUCAAGCAGCAGAACUGGUCAAGAAUGAAGUCAUGGUAGUGAAAGAUAAAGCCCAGAAAAUUGUGGAUGAAAUCGAAGUGGACAAAAAUAUAGCAGAGGGCAAACUAAUAGCUGCAAAGCCAGCUCUAGAAGCUGCAGAGGCUGCUCUGAAUACAAUAAAACCUGCUGACAUUUCUACUGUGCGGAAAUUAGCCAAGCCACCGCACCUGAUUAUGAGGAUUCUUGACUGUGUGCUCAUUCUCUUCCAAAAAAAAAUGGAUGCAGUCACCAUGGACCCUGAAAGACCCUGUCUCAAACCAUCCUGGGGCGAGUCUUUGAAGUUGUUGAGUGGCACAGGCUUUCUCCAGGCCCUGCAGCAGUUUCCAAAGGACACCAUCAAUGAUGAAACAGUAGAGCUUCUCCAGCCAUAUUUCAUGAUGGAAGAUUAUACAUUUGAACACGCUAAGAAAGUCUGUGGGAAUGUUGCCGGCUUGUUAUCCUGGACUCAAGCUAUGGCUUCUUUCUUUGCAAUCAACAAAGAGGUGCUGCCUCUCAAGGCUAAUUUGGCAGUACAAGAAAACCGCCUCCAACGGGCCAUGAAGGAGUUGGGAAAUGCCCAAGCACAGCUGGAUGAGAAACAAGCUGAGCUCGACAAGGUACAGGCCAAGUUUGAUGCUGCCAUGAAGGAGAAAAUGGACCUAUUGGAAGAUGCAGAAACAUGUAGAAGAAAGAUGGAAGCUGCAUCAGCACUGAUUGAUGGUCUGAGUGGUGAGAGAAUCAGAUGGACAGAGCAAUGCAAAGAGUUCAAAGCACAAAUCAACAGGUUGGUGGGAGAUGUGCUGUUGGCUACCGGAUUUCUCUCAUACAGUGGUCCUUUCAAUCAAACCUUCAGAGAUAUAUUGUUUAAAGUAAUUUGGGAAGCAGAAUUGCAGAAAAAGAGAAUACCCUAUACAGACAGUAUGAACGUCAUAAGCUUUCUGGUGGAUCAGCCUACGAUCAGUGAGUGGAACCUGCAAGGUUUACCAAGUGAUGACCUAUCAGUUCAGAAUGGCAUUAUCGUUACCAAAGCAACCCGGUAUCCACUUCUUAUUGACCCUCAAACACAGGGUAAAACCUGGAUCAAAAGGAAGGAGAAAAAUAAUGAACUACAGGUAACAUCGCUUAACCACAAGUAUUUCCGGAAUCACCUGGAGGAUUGUCUAUCACUUGGACGCCCUCUGCUAUUGGAAGAUGUGCAAGAAGAAUUGGAUCCUGCACUGGACAAUGUAUUGGAGAAAAAUUUCAUCAAAUCUGGGACCUCCUUUAAGGUGAAAGUGGGCGAUAAAGAAACUGAUGUCAUGGCUGGAUUCAUGUUCUACAUUACUACGAAACUUCCAAACCCAGCCUACACUCCAGAAAUUAGUGCCAAGACAUCCAUCAUUGACUUCACCGUAACUAUUAAAGGUCUUGAAAAUCAGCUGCUUGGACGAGUGAUCCUUACAGAGAAACAGGAAUUGGAAGCAGAGCGUGUGCAGUUGAUCGAGGAAGUCACUGCCAAUAAACGCAAAAUGAAGGAUUUGGAGAAUAACCUGUUAUUCAAGCUCAGCACCACCAAAGGUUCACUGGUGGAUGAUGAGUCUUUGAUUGGAGUCCUUCAGGUCACCAAGACAACAGCAACUGAAGUAAGUGAGAAGCUGCACGUGGCAGCAGAGACAGAGAUAAAGAUUAACACUGCACAGGAAGAAUACCGACCAGCAGCUACUCGUGGGAGUAUUCUGUAUUUCCUCAUCACUGAAAUGAGCAUGGUUAAUAUGAUGUACCAGACCUCACUUGCACAAUUUCUCAAAUUAUUUGACCUCUCUAUGGCAAGAUCUAAGAAGUCACCAGUUGCUUCAAAGAGGAUCAGCAAUAUUAUUGACUACUUGACCUAUGAAGUCUUUAAGUAUUCAGUGCGUGGUCUUUACGAAACUCACAAGUUCCUUUUCACUUUAUUGCUGCCUCUGAAGAUUAACCUUGAGCGAGGUUAUAUCAAGCAUAAUGAAUUUCAGACCCUCAUAAAAGGUGGCGCAGCUCUUGACCUAAAAGCUAGUCCACCAAAACCCUUCCGCUGGAUCCUUGAUCUGACCUGGUUGAACUUGGUGGAGCUGAGCAAACUCUCUCAGUUUGCAGAGAUAUUGACCCAGGUAUCUAAGAAUGAGAAGGUUUGGAAAGUAUGGUUUGACACUGAUGCUCCAGAAGAAGCACAAAUUCCUCAUGGAUACAGUGACUCUUUAGAUUCAUUCUGCAAGCUAUUGCUUAUCAGGUCUUGGUGUCCUGACAGGAUUCUCUCUCAAGCUCGACGCUACAUUUCUGAGGCAAUGGGAGCAAAAUAUGCAGAGCCAGUGAUUCUAAACCUGGAGACAACCUGGGAAGAAAGUGAUGAACUAACUCCUCUGAUCUGUUUCCUGUCAAUGGGAUCUGAUCCCAGCAAUCAGAUUGAAGGACUGGCCAAAAAGCUUGAAAUUGAUUGUAGGGCAAUGUCAAUGGGUCAAGGACAAGAGGUUCACGCCAGAAAGUUGGUGGCAUUAUCCAUGCAUCAGGGUGGCUGGGUUUUACUGCAGAACUGUCAUUUAGGAUUGGAAUUUAUGAAUGAACUGUUAGAGACCUUACUCACAAGUGAAAAUGUCCACGAGUCUUUCCGAGUGUGGAUAACCACUGAACCACAUCCGAAGUUCCCAAUCACGCUACUCCAGACAAGCAUCAAGUACACUAAUGAGCCCCCUCAGGGAGUGCGGGCAGGACUGAAAAGAACAUUCACUGGAAUCACUCAGGACCAAAUAGAAUAUUCAAAUCUGCCCAUGUGGAGACCACUAUUGUACGCUGUUGCUUUCCUGCACACUACAGUCCAGGAACGGCGUAAAUUUGGCCCACUGGGAUGGUGUAUUCCAUAUGAAUUUAACGCUUCAGAUUUCACAGCCAGUGUCCAGUUCAUACAGAACCACCUUGAUGAUUGUGAUAAAAAGAAGGGAGUGUCAUGGAAUACUAUACGUUACAUGCUCGGAGAGGUUCAGUAUGGAGGCCGAGUCACAGACGACUAUGACAAACGCCUGCUCAACUGUUUUUGCAAGGUGUGGUUCAGUGAGAAGACAUUUGAUCCCAAGUUCAACUUCUACACUGGUUAUGUCAUUCCAAUCUGUGCCACCGUCGACAGCUAUUUAGAGUAUAUUCAGACAUUACCUGCUGUUGACACCCCUCAGGUGUUUGGCCUACAUCCAAAUGCUGAUAUCACGUACCAGAGUAACACUGCAGCUGAAAUUCUCAACACCAUCACCAAUAUUCAGCCAAAAGAAACUUCAGGAGGAGGAGGAGAGACUAGAGAAGCCAUUGUCUUUAAACAGGCUGACAGUAUGCUGCUAAAGCUGCCCGCUGAUUAUUUGCCACAUGAGGUAAAAGCUCGCCUCCUAAAAAUGGGAAUUUUGAAUUCCAUGAACAUUUUUCUACGGCAAGAAAUUGAUCGAAUGCAGAAGGUUAUUACAAUGCUCCGAAGCUGUCUGAAUGACUUAAAGUUAGCCAUAGAGGGGACCAUCAUCAUGAGCGAGAAUUUAACAGAUGCGUUGGAUAACAUGUACAAUGCUCGUGUACCCGGGCUGUGGAAGAGGAUUUCCUGGGAUUCCACUACUUUGGGAUUUUGGUUCACAGAAUUCCUAGAGAGAAAUGCACAGUUUUCUUCCUGGAUAUUUGAGGGCAGACCCAAUGUGUUUUGGAUGACAGGGUUCUUUAAUCCCCAGGGAUUCUUAACUGCUAUGAGACAGGAGGUCACACGUGCACAUAAAGGCUGGGCAUUGGACAGUGUCACUCUACACAACGAAGUUACAAAACUGAUGAAAGAUGAGAUCAAAAUACCACCCCCGGAGGGAGUGUACAUUUAUGGCCUUUACCUGGACGGAGCAGGUUGGGACCGGAGAAAUAUCCGACUCACUGAAUCAACUGCUAAGGUCCUCUUUACAAUGCUGCCUGUCAUUUAUAUAUUUGCCAUCAAUUCCACUGCACCCAAGGAUCCAAAACUGUACAUCUGUCCAGUUUACAAGAAACCACAACGUACAGACUUGAAAUUUAUUACUGCCCUCUGUCUGAAAACAGUCCAGCCACCUGACCACUGGAUCCUGAGAGGGGUGGCUCUGCUCUGUGAUAUCAAGUGAAACAGCAGAUGCUUAGAGAGAAUGUGUUUUAGCUCCUGCAUUUAUAUAAAGUGCCUUAUAAAAUAUAAUAAGAUGAUAUUAAA
Messenger RNA from Stegostoma tigrinum, 14758 nucleotides. Its product is annotated as dynein axonemal heavy chain 8-like. Bases 789 to 14675 code for a protein of 4628 amino acids. The transcript has 98 exons. Gene Ontology annotation, molecular function: dynein intermediate chain binding; ATP binding; dynein light intermediate chain binding. Gene Ontology annotation, biological process: microtubule-based movement. Lineage: Eukaryota; Metazoa; Chordata; Chondrichthyes; Orectolobiformes; Stegostomatidae. The record is from RefSeq and is a predicted model, not a curated record. Gene Ontology annotation, cellular component: dynein complex.